Messenger RNA from Larimichthys crocea (large yellow croaker), 2430 nucleotides. RefSeq names its product solute carrier family 22 member 15 (gene slc22a15). The record is from RefSeq and is a predicted model, not a curated record. Lineage: Eukaryota; Metazoa; Chordata; Actinopteri; Sciaenidae. Gene Ontology annotation, cellular component: membrane. Gene Ontology annotation, biological process: transmembrane transport. Gene Ontology annotation, molecular function: transmembrane transporter activity.
GAAGUGAAGGCGGAUUACUCUCUCAGUCGUCCCCUCCGUGCUCCGUGUCUCCCUCCGCGGCGGACGGAGCUGCCGCCGCCGCCUCUCGGCGCCUCGACCCUGGGAUGGAUCUAGAAGAAGCUUUCCAAGUUGUCGGCGCGUUUGGACCGUACCAGAAGCGAGCCGUCGGUGUUCUUGUCCUCACACAGGUCUACAUGGCCUGUCAGUCCAUGCUGAUCGUUCUGGUUGGAUCGACACCAGAGUACCGGGUCGAGCAGCAGGACGGCGUCACGUCUGACCACCACAACCGGGUCGUGUUCACCGAGGACAUCGACACCAUAGUGACAGAGUGGUUUCUCGUCAAGCAGCAGGCCUAUAAGGUCAGUCUGGCCGGGUCGCUGUUCUUCGCGGGGCUCCUGAUUGGGAACAUUGUCUUUGGGCCGCUGUCUGACAGGAUCGGCAGGAGGCCCGUGUACCUGACCGGUCUGUUUUUCGAGGUCGUCUUCGGUUAUGUCACCGCCUUCGCGCCCAGCUAUGAGGUCUUCGCUGCAUCCCGUCUCCUGGUCGGGCUGAUGAACGGCGGCAUCGGCCUCGUUUCCUUCGUCCUCACUCAGGAGUACGUGGGAAAGUCGUACCGCGCCAUGACCGGGACGUUGACCAGUAUGGUUUUCGCGGUCGGCAUCGCUCUGUUCGGAGCUCUGGGCUACUUCAUCCAGCCGUGGAGGAGCCUCGCCACGGCAGCCAACUCAUCCGGAGUGCUGUUCUUCCUGCUGUCUGUAACUCUUCCAGAGUCUCCUCGUUGGCUGUUUUCUCAGGGUCAGACGGAGCGAGCCGAGGAGGUUCUGCGCUGCAUGGCGCUGAGGAACGGCAACCCCGCCAACAACCUGAUGCUGCAGCGCGUCGGUGCUGCUAAAGCCGGUAACCGGGCCGGCGGGGGCGUCCUGCAGCUCGUGGUCCAUCCGGUCCUACGCAUGAGAACCGUGGUGCUCAUGUAUGUUUGGUAUGCGUGCAGUCUGGUGUAUUACGGUCUGACUCUGGGGGCCAGUGAGAUGUCUGGGAGCCGUUACAUGAACGUGGCCAUGUACGGCCUGGUGGAGCUGCCCGCCUACCCGCUCUGCAUAUAUUUCAUCAACAAACACUGGGCUGGCAGGAGGAAAAGCAUGGCCGGAUUCCUGUGCCUGGCUGGAUCUGCCUGCCUGUGCACCAUGUUUGUCCCCGAAAAUGCAGGGACUUUGCUGAACGUCACCUCGUUGGCCUUGGGGAAACUGAUGGUCAGCGCGGCGUUCAAAAUCGCCUACGUGUACACGGCCGAACUCUACCCAACAGUCAUCAGGAACGCCGGUUUGGGGGUGUGUUCCAUGUCGUGCAGAGUUGGUGGAAUCCUCGCACCGUUUGUUCCUUCUAUGAGGGCUCUCCACACCUCCAUGCCCUUCACUGUCUUCUGUCUCAGCGGUCUGUCUGCGGGAUGUCUCGGCCUCCUGCUGCCUGAAACCCUCAACAGUCCUGCAGCCGAAACUCUGGAGGAGCUCAGCAGCCCGCCGCUCAGCCGAGUGCUGGAGAGCAAGGCUCUUCUGUACGAAGACGAGGAGUGGAAAUCGAACCACAAAUGAAGCCGACGCCCUCGUCGCCUUCGUCGCCUCAUUCCUUACACAAAUUUGUGAACUGUCCCUUUAAAUCAACUUAAAGGACCAAUCACUACGAGACAUGGACGCUGACCAAAGACGGCGCCAACGACGGACUGGAAGGUUCCUCGAGUCGAUCCGCCGCGUCUUGAUCAUGAUGGAAGUUUUUUGUGCCUUACUUGAAGACGUUGACGUUACAUUCCAAGAUGCUGCUAACGAAAGUGUGACUGAGCAAAUGAUGGAAAAGUUUGCACACACACGCCAAGUUCACAAACAUGUUGACGUUAUCACAGUUAAGUUGCGUUUUAAAGAGGAAAGAUGUUCGUCUCCGUCCUGAACUCGUGCAGAGCGAUGCGUAGUUUCUUUUAUGGCGCUUUGAGCGUCAUCUUUGGUUUCAUUGAACUGAAGAGAAGGUCGACUUCUCUGCAGCCGAUGUCCUCUGAAUUUACUCACCAAUGAAUCAUGACAUACACAAAGAAGUGACUAGAAAUAAAAAAAAUAAUAAUGAAUUAAUAAUAAAAUAGAUAAUAAAAAUCUAACAUAAAGCAGAUAUUUAAUAAAUUAUUCACACAGGAGGCAGUCAGGGACGAUUCUGUUUAUUUCCUCCGUCAUUAAAGUCUUUGUAUCAUGCACACAAACACUCAUUUGUGUAGCUUUGUGUGUAGCACAAACUGAUGUAAAGUGAUCAGCCGCUGCACAAAACUAAUAACUAAAGGGACCAAACAGAUCAACGAGUCAUCAAUCAAACCAGCAUUUUACCUUCUGUGCCUUUCAAACUCUGAACAGGUUUAAACCAAUAUAAAUGUUGUUGAGAUGUAAUUAAAUCUAU